Molecule: messenger RNA, 1517 nt
Organism: Phlebotomus argentipes
Lineage: Eukaryota; Metazoa; Arthropoda; Insecta; Diptera; Psychodidae
Product: serine/threonine-protein phosphatase 1 regulatory subunit 10-like
Exons: 2
Coding region: 16-684 (222 amino acids)
Source: RefSeq, a predicted model, not a curated record
UUUUUUCUAGGCCGAAUGGAUGAUUUUGAUCGUCGCGCUGGUCCAAAUCAUCGCGGUGACUUCUUCUCGCCGCCUCGCUUUGGGCCAAUGAACAACGGCGGCGGCGGCAUGCGUGGCAUGAUGCCAAUGGGUGGUCGCAAUGGGCCACAGUUUGGGCCACGCGGCGGACCAAUGUUCAUGCGUGGAAUGCGUCCAGGACCACCAGGCUUCCAGUUCGCCGACAGGGCGGGCGGUGGCUUCUUUGACCGCGAGGGUCCGUACGAUCGCGAGGAAAGGCGCCGCAAUGGGCCGCCGGAGCGCCGUGGGGAAAGUCGACGCGGCGGAAAUCGCUUCCCGCGCGAGUCCAAGUCGCAACAGCAGCGAUCAUCGCGCUGGGGCGGCGGCAGUCCGCGUGGCGGGCAGCCGGGUGAUGAGCAGGAGGAUGAAGGACCGCCGGGCGUAGCGCCGGAGACCGAGGAAGCGGCGGCGGCGGCGGCGGCGGGUGAGUUGGAGGCGGACGGAGGAGCGUGCGAAGAGGAGUUGCCGGAGGUGCACGAGGAGGCGGCGCCAGGGCAGGAUGAGGACGAUGCUGAUGGCGGUGGUGAUGCUCCGGGCAAAGCCACGCCACUGUACGAUGAGCCGGCUGAGGGUGGAGCCGCCGAAGUGGGUGCAGAGGCGGAAAAUGGCGAGAAUGCGGCUGAGUAAAGUUGGGGUGGGGAAGAAAAGUUCUUGCGACAUUUAUAAAAUUAACUGAAGAAUAUGACAAAAUUCUCGUGCAAGUGCGCAAAGAAAAAAAAAGAGAGGAAAAUGCUUCUCAAGAGCGUGAUCGAUCAAGGUUAUCACUGUGAUAAAGAAUUGAUUUUACCAAUUCGUUCUGACAAAAUGAAAAAAAAUAUGGAUAAAUAGAUGAAAUUUUGCAACAAUAUGCAAAAAAAAAGUCUAAAGUUAAAGUUUUUUUCCAAGUUUUUUCACAAUUUUCACUCACAAUUUCGCGUUUUACCUAUUUUGUAAAGAAAUGAAUUUUUGAUUUAUUGUUGAAAGAAGAGAUUUUGAGCAUUUUUCUCUAUCGGAUUUGCUCAAUUCUUCAUAUUCAAAAAAAAUAAUAAUGGCGUGUUUGAGAAGGUAGGUCAAAAACGCCCCAGAGCAUCAAGAGAGUCUCGAGGGAAACUGGCGCUUGCACUCGAGUUGAGUGACUUGUGCAAGGUACAGUGAUGAUUUUACAUUGCAUUUCUCUUAUAUGCCACAAAAAAAACCACAACAACAACUUUCGUCCCUCACAGAGAAAAAAGAGAGAUCUUUGAGCCUUGAUCGUGGACUUAGCGUAGAAUUUUGCUGCCUUCAGGCAAGUUUAUAAAUGAUUGUUUUCUUCUUGGAAUUGUAAUUCAAUGUCAAGAAAUCGCAAGUGUGUGACACUCUUUUCCUAUUUGAACUAUUAAAAAAAAAGAAAUAUCCUUAAUUUACCGCCAAGUUUACACAACAAUUGCAAGAGAAUAGAGUAGAUUUGAUUGAUCAGUGCGAAGAGAGAGAGAGAGAGAGAG